AUGGAUUCAGCCGUGACCCCAGAGCAAACGCUGCCCCCGCGCCCAUCCCGUGGCGGAACCACAACGGCUCGGUCCCGUACAGCGAGCCGCCCCUUGUCCGAGCAAGGUGAGACGGCGAUCGGGGUCUACCUGAUCAGCCUCGGUCGCAGUGCGCGCCAGGCUGGGCUCUCGUGGCUGGGCAACGGCCUCGUCAUCUUCGUCCUCACGCGCCAAUGGAGCUCCCUGCAGCCGCCCGACCUUUUGACCCUCAACCUUGCGCUGUCCGACGCCAGCAUCGCCGUGUUCGGCUACUCCCGCGGCAUCAUUGAGAUUUUCAACGUCUUCCAGGACGACGGCUACAUCAUCAAGUCCACGUGGACCUGCCAGGUUGACGGCUUCCUGACGCUGUUGUUCGGCCUGGCGAGCAUCAACACGCUCACCGUCAUCAGCAUCACCCGCUACAUCAAGGGCUGUCGGCCACACCAAGCCCACGAGGUGACCAGCACGAGCAUGGUCGUGUCCCUUGCCCUCGUCUGGGCCGCGUCGCUCUUCUGGUCAGCGGCACCUCUCCUGGGCUGGGGCAGCUACACGGACCGAAGGUACGGGACUUGUGAGAUCGACUGGAUGAAGGCCACGUUCUCCACCAUCUACAAGUCCUACAUCAUCUCCAUCUUCAUCUGCUGCUUCUUCAUGCCCAUCUCCACCAUGCUGUUCGCCUACAUCUCCAUCAUCAACACGGUCAAGUCGAGUCACGUGACGGCGCGCAUGGGCGACGUGUCAGAGCGGCAGCGCAACAUGGAGCGAGACAUCACGAGGGUGUCCAUUGUCAUCUGCUGCGCCUUCAUUCUGGCCUGGAGCCCGUACGCCGUCAUCUCCAUGUACUCCGCGUGCGGCCACCGCGUCCCGGCGCUCACGAGCCUCCUCGCGGCCCUCUUCGCAAAGUCCGCGAGCUUCUACAACCCCUUCAUCUACUUCGGCAUGAGCGGAAAGUUCCGCGCUGACGUGCGCGCCAUGCUGCCGUGCCGGGCCACGAGCGCGAAGGCCCCGCGGGACGCGGUCCGCCUCAAGCGCUACCGGACGCACGUCGAUCCCGAGAGGGCCUCCCACCGGGCGGCCGUGGCCGCUCGUGAGCAACCCGCGCCCCGAGCCGCCGCGCCUCGCCCGGCGUCGCCCGCCCCAAGCGCUGCUCGGGACCGCGACCCUGAACUUGACGAGCGCGAGUUUGACCCCGAGGGGCGGGCGUCGGCCCUCGCCGAGGUGGCGGCGGUGGAGAGUCGGGACUCUGGCAUCGCGUGCACUCGGGGCGAGAGGAGGGCCUCUCGCGGUGACGACGUGGAGGUCGGAAACGAUGUGGAGGCAGAGGAGGUGAAGGAGGAGGAGGAGGAGGAGGCGGUGGAGCUGUGGCCCCGGCAGCGGGUGGACGGAACGCGGUGGUCUCUGGCUCAGGAAGACGCGGGGUCAGAAGUGGCCUGUGAUGGGCCGAUCCCCGCUUCGUUCAUAUAGCGCAGUUACCAGCAAGCGGAACCCCGAUCCUGAACCCUGAUAAUAACACCCCCCCCCCAACCUCAAUCCGUGCAAACUUG
Petromyzon marinus (sea lamprey) is the source of this 1562-nucleotide messenger RNA. NCBI's taxonomy places the organism in Eukaryota, Metazoa, Chordata, Hyperoartia, Petromyzontiformes, Petromyzontidae. The record is from RefSeq and is a predicted model, not a curated record.